This is a messenger RNA of Leishmania major strain Friedlin, 3705 nucleotides long. RefSeq lists its product as hypothetical. The transcript has a single exon. The record is from RefSeq and is a predicted model, not a curated record. The coding region runs from base 1 to 3705 and encodes 1234 amino acids. NCBI's taxonomy places the organism in Eukaryota, Euglenozoa, Kinetoplastea, Trypanosomatida, Trypanosomatidae.
AUGUCACUUCUUCGUGUCACUCAGUGUCUGACGGCGGAUGGCAAAGUACAAAUCGAUGUUACCAACAUCAGCGGACGGACACAGUACCCGCCGUCGCAGGACCCACCGAACUCGCUGCAGCCAAGCAGCAGUAAGGACCACCGUGCUCGUGGCAUCCCCGACCGCGAUGAGCCGUGCUCACUAAUCGUGUCGCUGCGCUCAUCGCACCCGCAAUUCUUCUAUUACCGCGGGCCGCAGCACAAGCAGCUGUCCUUCUCCACGUCGGUGGCCUCACACCUGUACGCACCGCCUCCGGGAAGCGCCUCCAGCGCCGGAGUUGGCGGUUGUGGGAACAAUAACAAGCAUCAGCGCAGUCCAUCGUCACUAUGGGGCCCCAGAGUUGUUGACCCGGUCAUCGAAGACGUGUCGCAGCAGGCCUGGAAAGACUUGGGAUUUUCUCCCGUCGCGGCGCCGGCUGCGGGGACAGUGAAAUCAUCAGUACCCACAGCAGAAGCAACCUCUUCAGUGGUGGGCAAGAGCAGCAACGGAGGCGGCGGCGAUGAUCGGCCACUGCUGGUGCGUGAAGAACUGGCGGACUGCGUCUUGCUACCCGGGGAGCGGCGCACCUUCUUGUUGGAGGUGGACACCCCGUCCGUGCUGCAGCGGCUCAUGGCGCCGCUCGCGCAGCAAAAAGCACGGAUCACAUCCGUUCCGGCGCUGCAAGGGAAUGCGAGGGCGCAAGACUCCUGUCCCCUCCCGGCCCUCGGCGACUCGCCCACGCCGCUCGGCGGCCACAGCAAGAACACGGGCAACAAGCCUCAGCCGAGGACAGCGCACACCCACGGCUCGGAAGACGGCACAAACAUUACAAUCAGCGAGAGCACGCCCCGUGCGACGGAGGUGUUCCACCUGAGUAGGUGUGAGUCGUCUAGGAUGGGCAGCGAGCCGAAUCCCACCUUGUUCCCGGCAGCUAGUCGCACCGCCGCAAAAGACGCCAAGUCAGUUUCGGGUGAUCGACAGCAGCAGCAGCGAGCCGUGAGCAAGCGCGGUAGCGGCCCUCUCCAGAGCUCCAGAAGUAGAAGCAGCAGCGGCGAGAUGAGCGACUGCAACAGCCACUCAUGCAACCCUGUGGCCCAGCUGAACAAAACGCGGCACCCAACACGUCAGCGGACAAUGCCGUGGGGUGCCGACGACGAGGGUGACUGCAACGGUGAUGCGGCGGGCCAGACACCACCCGGGAACGGCCGGCGCAACCGACGACCACACGAAAAGUGUGACAUGAGCGACACAGAGGACGACGAUGAGCGCUCGGCGUCGCCACAGCCGCUCAGCAUCGUGCAGGACAGCAUGACCACCCGUGAGUCGCUGGACGCCUCACGUCUAUCCGCUGCCACCGCACCCGGCGCACCUAGGCCCGGGCCAUCUGGCGGCACGGCACAUGACCCUCGACUCACCAGCCGCGACUUCACAGUGCCCAGCUCCAUCAACACGACAGCAGCCAGCACCCCUUUUCUCGCUAAGGCCAACAGGGAGGAUUCUGGAAAGCCAAAUACGCAUCCGCACGUCGCCGCUGCGGGCAGUGGCGCCACACGCACACUCUCCGAUGGUAAUGUGAACGAGGCUGCCAACCCGGCGAAUGGCAGCAAAGACCGCGCGCAGCGCUGGUUGCCGCCCGCCUCGACGUCGCAGCGCCCCACCUUUUAUGUCUACUACGCACCACUUGGGGAUGAGAACAAGUGUGUCGACGAGGCGCGCAAGUGGCUGCUGAAGGAGCAGCGCGCGUACCGCCAGUGGCUCGACAAACUAGUGCGCGUUAUCGUCAAUCUGGAGCGGAAACGCGAGCAAGAGUGGAUACGGACGAGCAAUAACUCAGUCCGGUCGCCGCAUCGCCCGCUCGGUGCUCGGCGUGUGCUGCCGCCCAUACUCGGGGAGCUUGUCCGGUGGCGCAGCGGCGAUGGCGGCAGCGGCUCCGUGAUUGACGUGAUGGCGCCGUCGCCCAUCACUGCCGCUGCCUUUCAGUACUACUACGGUAACCUCCCGCUCCAGAAAAUCGUGUCUCGGCCCCUCUCGCAACUAAGCGUUCGCGGCAACAACAUCCGUCACUCAUGGAUGGGUGGCGGCAGCGGCAGCGGCAGCAACAGCAACGCUGGCGGUGGUUGCGACAAGGAAGCUGUGUUGGUGCUUCCGUCGUCCUUCGCCGCGACGCGGCACAACCGUGUCAGCGCGAAGGCACGAAAAAUGUUCAAGGAGGAACGUCACGGUGCCGGGACGGUGGUGCUGCCGCUUCGGGUAAAACCCCAGUCCGCAACGCAGCCGUCUCCGAAGCCGGGCUUCGGCAACGGCGGCGCCGUCAGUGCGGCCACCGCCACCCACCCGUCCCCCUCAUCGUCGCAGACGUCCGAAGAAGUGUGUAACCUUUCGCGCAAGUCGUCUGAGCCGCCGUACAGCCGAGUCUGGGCGCCGAUGUCGUCGCCGUGGCAGCUGCGCUCCUACCAGGCCACCUCACCACCGCAUUACACAAUGGAGAACUCCUCCGAGCUGGGGGACUACCGCGGCAGCGGCACGCCCAUGAGUGAGAGCCCACGCACCGAGACGGGCUACGAGCGCCCGCGCUUCAAAUCGGGAUGUGGCCUGGCGCUCCUGGAGGACUCGGCGGCAACCCUGCCAACGUUUUCGCGCAACUCGCUCGCAGACGGGAUGUCCGUGCUUCCAUCGAAGACCGAUAACGCGGGGACUCCGAUGGACUUGCAGGAGAACUUUCCCAGCCCUGGCAGCUCCAAGAUGAAUCGCACCGAAACACUUGACCCAGUCGCGGCGGAGAUGGCGGCGGCGGGACCUCCUACGUCCCGCUGGUCAUCGCUUAGCGGCAUCUACGGUCAGAUGUACCGCGGGUUCUCCGACUCGCCGCUGCAGCAGCGACUGCGGCUGCCGUCCUCCCCCUCCGUCGGGGACAUGGCCUCCCCGGAUAGCCGCAUCCCGAGCAGCAGCAGCACUGGAGUGGGUGGUACCGGAGCUGCCUCGCAGGGCGCAGCGCGGCUGAGCUACAACUCGCCACCCCCCUCUAGUGGUGCUCCGGGCAACGCCCGCAGCGCCGACGACUCCGCGGCUGCCUCGAGCGCUGCGACCGCAGUGGGACUCUCUGAAAGCACCCCCACCACCACCACCAGCAGCAAUGGCGCUCUUACGGCCACUGUGCCGGCGGGCAGCUUCGCAACUCAGCUACUUCAGUCUUUGUAUGGCCACGGCGGCAGUGCCAAGUCUGACGUCGAUAAGGAAGGCAAUGCGGCGCCUCACAUGCGCGACAUCUCCUCUGCGCCGCCGCAGACGCUGGCGUAUCGCCAUCGCAGCACCGCCGUUUCCAACAGCAACAGUUUCACCGGGAGCAUGUUCGGCAGCAGCUUCUCGAUGCGUCCCCAGGAGCGACUGAACCGGAUCGCUGACCAGUCAAUGGCAGCUGGCAGUCAGGUGAAGGCUGCAGUGCAGCAGUUGACGGCGACCACGUCCGACCUGGUGCAGCAGCACGGCCCGCCUGCCGUGAGCGGGCUCAUGAGUCUUCUGAACUUCCUCAAGGACACUAUCUUCACCCCUGAGAACGUGGGCAUGAUUCAGAUGGUGGUGGCGCCGAUGGUGAUGGCCUGUUCCGUGCUUGUGGUUGUCUAUCUCAUCCUCAGCGUCGAGGGCAGCGGCAGCGAUGUCUUCUCACUGAUAGACGGCAGGGGCCUCUGA